UUCCUCUAUUUACGGGAAUUAAUAAGACAGUCGCCCUAAAAGAUGUUGCUCUGAGUGCCAGGUCUCCCUGAAUCUGUAAUUAACACCAGUAAGAUCCAUCUCCAGGAAAUCAAGAGAACAUGCAGAAUGAUCAGAAUGUCUCUUUCAAGAACAUACCCUGGGCGUUGACACAGGAAGAACACAGCAUUAUUGGCCUGGUUUUCUACUGCUUCAUCCUCUUCUUCGGCAUUGUAAUCAAUGUCACUGCACUGUGGGUAUUUUUUCUGUCCACCAAGAAGAAAACGUCUGUUACGAUCUAUAUGAUCAACUUAGCCAUAGUAGACCUGGCAUUCAUUUGUCUUUUGCCAUUGCGCUUGGUGUACUACAUUCAGAAAAGGUGGCCCUUCGGAGACCUGCUGUGUCGGAUCAGCACCGCCAUUACCGUAUUCUACCCAGCUAUGGCGCUCUGGCUCUUUGCUCUUAUCAGUGCCGACCGUUUUGUCGUAUUGACUCAGUCUCGAUACAGCAAUGAGCUGAAGAACGUCAGCAAAGCCGUGUUGUCCAGCGUGGGUGUUUGGGUCAUGGUCUUAGGGAUCAGCCUACCGCUGCUCUUCAUCAAGGAAGACCCGGAUCAGGCCUCCAACUUCACCACCUGCAGCAAAAUGUUUGACGUCGCACACCUGCACGUGGACAACGCCGUAAGCUUCGUCAGGCUCAUCUUCUAUUUCCUGGUGCCCAUCUGCAUCAUAAUCGGCUGCAACACCAUCAUUCUGAACAACCUCACAUGUGGCCGAGCAGCGAAACUGAAGUCCAAGAUGAAAAAGCAGUCUGUCCGCAUCAUCAUCACGUUGCUGCUGCAGAUAGUCAUCUGCUUUGUCCCUUAUCACGUGUGCUUCGUCAUCCAGCUUGUGAGACCCCAAAAAGACGAGUAUAGGACCUGGUCCUCCAGCAUGGGAUGCCUGAUGAACCUCAGCACGAUCCUCGACAUCCUCCUCUUCUACAUCGUGUCGAAAGAAGUUAAAGAACGGGUCAGGAGUGUCGUCCGGUACAGAAACUAUCGCCGCAGCCGCCGCAGAAAUAACCACCCUGCCUUAGUUGAGAUUUGAACCAGCAAGAGUGGUAGGGAGCUGGGAGGAAGCAAAAAUGUGGACUGUCUGGCAGGGAGCUGGGAGGAAGCAAAAAUGUGGACUGUCUGGCAGGGAGCUGGGAGGAAGCAAAAAUGUGGACUGUCUGGCAGGGAGCUCAGAGGGAGCGAAAACUGUGGGUUCACAAAGACUGGAUUGAGAAACACUGCCAUAGAUUCCUCCUUCUAUUGCUUGUAUAGUUGAGAAACUUACUGCAUUUGCAAAUAUAUUUACAAAUGAGCCUUUGAUGUUAGACAAACAUAUACAAAUAAUAUUAUGUAUUAUGGUUCAUAUAUUGUAUAUUUAAUUAAUUUAUGGCAUAAUUUAUGGCUAUAUGGUUUCCUCUCUCAUGCAUAACAGAGGUCCUUCAAAAAGAAAAUAAAUAGGUCUGAGACAACAGACAUUGAUUUCACUCAGGAAAGUGUAACGUAAUGUUUGAUCUAUGAAGAAAACAAACUCAGAAUCAUUCCUCAUUACUUUUGUGUUUCAUGUUUUCUUGGGAUUACAAAUCUUGUUCAGUGCCACCAGUUUUGAGGACAGAUAUUUAAAAACUAAAACAGUCGCAUAUUCCCUUUAACUGAGGCAGUCUGCUAAAUUAAAACGGCAGAGAGGAAAUGAUCUAGCCAUCUUCCAUCUUAUGAGACUGCCAAUGACCUAAAGUCAGGCUUCUUCAUCACACGCUACAGUAUUGGGAAGCAAAACUCACUCAGUCCUCCUGCAAUCUAAUAUAGAACUCUCGGUAACACUUACAAUACUUGAAGCUGUCAUCUAUAAUGCAUUAUAGAUACCAUUAUAGAUAGUGCAUUAUAAUGAUCGGUAUAAAAAUUU
Paramormyrops kingsleyae is the source of this 1931-nucleotide messenger RNA. RefSeq names its product N-arachidonyl glycine receptor-like. Gene Ontology annotation, molecular function: G protein-coupled receptor activity. Gene Ontology annotation, cellular component: plasma membrane. The record is from RefSeq and is a predicted model, not a curated record. Gene Ontology annotation, biological process: phospholipase C-activating G protein-coupled receptor signaling pathway; positive regulation of Rho protein signal transduction. Lineage: Eukaryota; Metazoa; Chordata; Actinopteri; Osteoglossiformes; Mormyridae.